AGUACUAGAAGAAGUCCAGUAUUAAGCCAGACUCAGAGCUGAUGGUAAAGGAACCUCAGAGGAGAAGUGAGAGGACCCCUUUCCUUGUCAGCUCCACUGGCCUCCAUACCUGACUGCCCUGCCACAUAAUCUACCACCAUCAGUGAGUUCACUUGAAGACAGUAUCUCUGUUGCUGUAUUGCACACGGCCAAUGUGAAGGACGUUAUAAAGAAGGUGAAAACUAAGUUUGCUGCAGGUUGCUGAAAAUUCACUGUGAUCAUCAUGUUAAUCAAAAAACGUUGCAAUAGCCAAAUGGGAGGCUUUGCUUUGACAACUGUGGCUUGGCUAAUUUGCUGUAUCUCCAUAGGCUUACCUCAGUGGCGUGUGUGGCACUUCCAAGACCCUGUGGACUUUAAGUCUACCACAGCAUCUGUUGGCCUGUGGAGAGUCUGUACUCUCCAGCAUGAUGAGAACUUUAGGAAUAUCAGAAUAUGUCACCAAUACAACUACCAUGAUGCCUUCCUUCCAUUGGAUAUUAGAGUGAUCCAACAAUUGCUACUGGUCUCUAGCUUUUUAGGACUGGUUGGAAAAGUCACCACCAUUAUUGCGCUUUGGAAUGUGUGUCAGGGGAGAGUACAUAGAAAGGCCACUUACAAUCCAUUUGGACUAUCUGGAAUUCUGAACAUCAUUGCUAGCAGCUUUAUUUGCCUUGCCAUAUUGUUUAAUUAUGUAUCUAUCAUACUCCAGGAGGGUAUAGUAUUUCCACCAUCUUUCAAUAUACCUUCCCAACCAGACACUCAGGAAAUUGGAAGUGCCAUGGUCUUGGCAAUUAUAGCUGCAGUUUUAUUUCUAUUGAGUGGCACAAUUUUGCUUACUUCGAAUUUUCCUGUAGACAAGCCAGUAUGUUCUAAAUAUUAAAAGUAAAUUUCCACCUUACAUAACAUUCAAAAUCCAAAGUUACCUGGAAUGAAGGAAGGUGUCUACAUAAAUUUUCAAUGAACUCAAUUUGGCCUUUGAGGGAAAAUGACCAUGUUGGUCUCUUAUAUUCUCUGUAUUCUUGUUUGUUUCAUUAUUUCAUUGCUGGAUUAUGGCCUUUCAAAAAUAAAAUCUAAUCCAUAAU
Molecule: messenger RNA, 1100 nt
Organism: Mus caroli (Ryukyu mouse)
Lineage: Eukaryota; Metazoa; Chordata; Mammalia; Rodentia; Muridae
Source: RefSeq, a predicted model, not a curated record